Lampris incognitus (smalleye Pacific opah) is the source of this 2569-nucleotide messenger RNA. It is a transcript of the gene plrg1, whose product is annotated as pleiotropic regulator 1. The record is from RefSeq and is a predicted model, not a curated record. Gene Ontology annotation, cellular component: Prp19 complex; catalytic step 2 spliceosome; precatalytic spliceosome. Gene Ontology annotation, biological process: mRNA splicing, via spliceosome. NCBI's taxonomy places the organism in Eukaryota, Metazoa, Chordata, Actinopteri, Lampriformes, Lampridae. Bases 126 to 1667 code for a protein of 513 amino acids. The transcript has 15 exons. Gene Ontology annotation, molecular function: protein binding.
GGACUUUUCAAGCGGCGAUUGUAUUUGUUGGGUUUCGCGUAACCAAAUAGAUAUAGUAGUUUCAGUAUUUUUUGCCCCCCCUUCCUCCCCAGUCUUAAAUCGUUCGUCGUCUGUUUAACAUCACGAUGACGGAGGAUGUGCAAAAGCACUCAGUCCACACUUUGGUCUUCAGAUCUCUCAAAAGGACACACGAUAUGUUUGUGUCUGAUCAUGCCAAACAAGUUCCUCUGGAUGAGCAAAGUCACAAAGUGAAGCUGUCUGUCAAGCUAAAAGCAGACUAUGGUGCUGUGUUGCACAUGCCAGUCCUUAAGGAAGGGAAGGACAGAUCUUCACAUAUGCCUGGUGGCAUGCAAGGCCAUCAAAUCUACACACAGUCAGGAGAUGAUGCAGACUAUCUAAUUACUGGGACAAACGCUUACCCGUCUGGACCUGGAAUAGCUUUGACUGCAGACACAAAAAUUCACAGAAUGCCCACAGAGGGAGGAGUCCAUUCUAUGGCACUGGCGUUGCCACCCUCGCAAGCCAGGCAGGAAACUAGUCGCACUGCAGCCAGUGUUGGUGACAUCCUUAGACAUGCGGGAGGAGCAGAGAGAUCCCAACCCCCUUCAAGCACUGUGUCUAUCAUGGAAGGAGGUGGCACCAAAAAUUCAGCACUCGUAAGGAAAGCGCCAACCAUGCCCAAACCCCAGUGGCACCCACCAUGGAAGCUGUUUCGGGUCAUCAGUGGCCACCUUGGCUGGGUGAGGUCCAUAGCUGUUGAACCUGGGAAUCAGUGGUUUGUCACAGGGUCUGCUGACAGAACUAUAAAAAUCUGGGAUUUGGCUAGUGGUAAGCUGAAGCUCUCUCUGACCGGACACAUCAGCACAGUUCGCGGUGUGGCUGUCAGUAACCGCAGCCCCUACCUAUUUUCCUGUGGAGAAGAUAAGCAAGUCAAGUGUUGGGAUCUGGAGUACAACAAGGUCAUCAGGCAUUACCAUGGACACCUGAGUGCCGUGUAUGACUUGGACCUUCAUCCAACGAUUGACGUUCUGGUAACAUGCAGCAGAGACGCCACAGCAAGGGUGUGGGAUAUCAGGACAAAAGCCAACGUGCACACACUGUCUGGCCACACCAACACUGUGGCCACAGUAAGAUGCCAGGCUGCAGAGCCACAAAUCAUCACAGGUAGCCACGACUCAACCAUCAGGCUAUGGGAUUUGAUUGCUGGGAAGACUAGAGCCACUCUAACCAACCAUAAGAAAUCUGUCCGUGCUGUAGUGUUGCACCCCAGACAAUACACCUUCGCCUCGGGGUCUGCUGACAAUAUCAAGCAGUGGAUGUUCCCAGAUGGAAACUUCAUCCAGAACCUGUCAGGACACAAUGCUAUCAUCAACACUCUGGCUGUUAAUUCUGAUGGCGUGUUGGUGUCUGGAGCUGACAAUGGAACUAUUCACAUGUGGGAUUGGAGAACAGGCUACAACUUCCAACGGAUCCACGCCGCUGUGCAGCCUGGAUCCUUGGACAGUGAAUCAGGGAUCUUUGCCUGCAUGUUUGACCACUCGGAAAGCAGACUGAUUACAGCUGAAGCUGACAAGACCAUCAAAGUAUACAAGGAGGACGACACAGCAACAGAAGAAAGCCAUCCAGUCAACUGGAAACCAGAGAUCCUCAAGAGGAAACGAUUUUAAAAAACUUUUUUUUUUGUUUUGUUUUUUUUUGUUUUUUUACUAUUGUCAUAGAAACCAUUUAAAAACAUUUGUUCAACCAGGCCGUCUGUUGUAUUCAUAAUUAUUGCUUUCAUUUGGAUUAUCUUAAUGAGGAGACAAACUUAGAUUAGCAAAAGCUAUUUUGACAAUUAUUGCCACUUUUGAAAAAAAGAAAAGUCCCUCCAAUGCUUCCCCUCAAUCUAAAAACCAUUUGCAGUCUUCAGUGUAUGAUGUUAGCCCAAUAAAGCUGCCAUUUUGGACUGCCAGGAACAUGCCAGAAUGUUUGUUCUUGAUGAUGACGGCUCUCUCGGGGCUCUGGUUCAUCAUGUCCACCAACAGCAGCCACUCCUCAGCCCCAUGAGGAAGGGUUUUAGUGUACAAAUAUUCCCUGGUGGGGUCAAAGCCUGCGAAGGGACAAACAUUAGGCCCUCUCGGGUUUAAUGACAUGCCUCCUUGAAAAGAAUUGUACAUAGUGCGGCUCAAACAUUACCCAUUUUUCUGACUUAUAAUCAGAUGUUUAUCGGUUCAUUGAUUAAAAAUAAGACUCCCCAAGGCAUUCCUGUAUUUGACUUUGUGAAAAUGAACGGCAAUACAUGUACUUACCUAGAAAUCCAUUGGUGACGACGUUCCGGUAAUAUUUACAGUUGUCACCCUUUAUCUCUUCCCAGAAGCCAAGCUCUUCCGGUUUGUCGUGUAGCUCUACUGUGCUGCUGGUGUCACUACCUGGGUGAAAUAGCUGCUCACCUGAUAAAUCACAUCAUAGUUUUAGCUAAGUAUGUAUAGUAAAAGUUGAGGAACUGCAUCUUGCUUAAAACACGAAUGUUAAUGAUCCCCUGGAUUGUUCUGUAUUGAGCCAAGUUGCCAUGUAAAGGUUUUUAAUAUCA